CCCGCCUGUUAUUGCUCCCAAGAUGGCAUCUUGAACAGUGCAUUCUCUUGUUGAUGCAAUAUAAUCGGUAAGAAUUUUGCAAUAUACAUUUCUCAAUUUUAUUAUCAAAACAGUUUCAAAGGAAUGCGAAAUGAAACUGCUAUUAAAUCUUGCUAUAACCUCGUCUAAACGACUGUUGUACCCAAAUACCAAUCUAUUAAGUCAUACUCCAUGCUGGAGAAAAAUGGCGAGCGAAGUGGAAAGAGCCCAAACUGCUGCUCCCGGAGGAGACACUAUUUUUGGCAAAAUACUUCGCAAAGAAAUAUCUUGCAAAUUCAUAUAUGAGGAUGACCAGUGCGUUGCAUUUCACGACGUCAACCCCCAAGCACCGGUGCAUUUUCUGGUGAUUCCACGAAAACCGAUCCCGCACCUCUCGACAUCCGGGGACGAAGACGAGGCAUUGCUGGGUCAUUUAUUGGUAGUCGCGCGAAAAGUGGCGAAACAGCAAAAUCUCAAUGACGGUUUUCGUUUAGUCAUCAACGACGGCAAACACGGUGCACAAUCGGUGUACCAUUUGCAUCUGCAUGUCCUUGGUGGUCGUCAAAUGCAGUGGCCUCCUGGUUAAGGAACCUCGCUUAUAUUCCAAUUAACAAAACAUUAAAUGGUAUUGUAACCUUGUGUUAUUAAGGGUUAUUUAAUAAUAAAACAACAAAAAUAAAAAUCUGAA
This is a messenger RNA of Osmia bicornis bicornis, 706 nucleotides long. RefSeq names its product adenosine 5'-monophosphoramidase HINT1 (gene HINT1). Gene Ontology annotation, cellular component: cytoplasm; nucleus. Gene Ontology annotation, molecular function: hydrolase activity. The record is from RefSeq and is a predicted model, not a curated record. The transcript has 2 exons. Gene Ontology annotation, biological process: purine ribonucleotide catabolic process. NCBI's taxonomy places the organism in Eukaryota, Metazoa, Arthropoda, Insecta, Hymenoptera, Megachilidae. The coding region runs from base 131 to 604 and encodes 157 amino acids.